GAGCGGGAGCUGUCGCCAGAGGAGCUGGAUGAGCUGCUGGACGCCUUCAAGGAGUUUGACACGGACCAGGACGGGUACAUCAGCUACAAGGACCUGGGCGCCUGCAUGCGCACCCUGGGCUACAUGCCCACCGAGAUGGAACUCAUCGAGAUCUCCCAGCACAUCAAGAUGAGGAUGGGUGGCCGCGUGGACUUUGAGGACUUUGUGCAGAUGAUGGGGCCGAAGCUGCGGGAGGAGACGGCCCACAUGGUGGGCGUGAGGGAGCUCAAGAUUGCCUUCCGCGAG
This is a messenger RNA of Tauraco erythrolophus (red-crested turaco), 285 nucleotides long. The record is from RefSeq and is a predicted model, not a curated record. NCBI's taxonomy places the organism in Eukaryota, Metazoa, Chordata, Aves, Musophagiformes, Musophagidae.